This is a messenger RNA of Suillus plorans, 1935 nucleotides long. RefSeq lists its product as uncharacterized. Lineage: Eukaryota; Fungi; Basidiomycota; Agaricomycetes; Boletales; Suillaceae. The record is from RefSeq and is a predicted model, not a curated record. The transcript is spliced from 6 exons. The coding region runs from base 1 to 1935 and encodes 644 amino acids.
AUGCCCUUCAUGAUGGGCAUCGGUCAGCUACUUGCACCCCUCGAUGAGUAUGAUCUCACUUUCCCUGACCUCAUGGCCUUUGUUCGGCUUGCAUGCAUGGCGAAACCAUUCAUUCGCCAGUGCAUGACUGACAUCCGACAUCCACCCAUCCACCCUCCACAAGUUGUCAUAUCCCUUCUUGCUGGCGCACUCAGUCAAGACCCACCAACUAUCCUCGCAUGCUGGGUAGCAUUCCGUCAGGUUAUCUGGACUCACGGUGCAGUACUCCCAACUGACCAGGAGAUUGAAGUAUUUAACUGUCAUGGACUUGUGCGUGGUAUUGGAUAUCAUGACUUGUAUCCACCAACACGUGUAUGCCAGCGUCCCGAAUGCGUGAACUACCGUGAUGGUGAUGAAGUAGCCACUCUCACGGAUGUCAAUACAUUUCGUGCUAGCCUCUUUACACUACGAGAUGAAUGUCAUACCAGAUAUUACCCCAACUAUUGGACUAACAACACCGACUUGACACGCAUUUACUAUGCUGGUGUUCCCAGCGUCAUUCAGGCUGCGAGGCAUUUCUAUAUUGAAGCUGCACUGUUGGAACUUUUUGCCGCAACGAAAGUCUUCGGAUGGAUGUCUAGCAUGAACUGUGCUCGCGUGUACAACUAUGCACUUGCUCGACGGCAUGCCUACAUCUCGAACAAUAGACGCGCUUUUGAUGCUACACUUCCACAAGCUUUUGACGAGGAAUUUUUAUGGCAGUAUACCCUUCGAAUACGUGACACUGACGUCCUGAAUGGUUUUUUUAUCUACUCACUGCUACUGGAGAAGGCAGAGAAUAACACUUGCCUUGUUCUCCCCCACGACGAGCAUCAACGGAUCCGAAUUGAUGUUGCGCUGAGUGAGCGCAACAAAGAAAUGGAAGGUAUUGGGCAGGAAGCAUACCCGCAUGCCUGUGACUUAUGCUUCAUCGUUAUUGGUGAUGACGACUCAAAAUCGAAAAUUCAAGCAGCUGUUUGUGAUGGUAAUACCAUCGGGCACCCGUGUUGUGCAGUGCAUGACUGCAAAGUCCCACUUAUGACCAACCGUCAUCGUUUCUGUCCUGACCAUCAAGACUUGAACCAGUGGUGCACAGUUGAUGGCUGUGACGAGGUCAAUGCCUCUGGAUUUCGAACAUGUGCCAAUGCGGACCACCAGGCUCUUGAAGAUGCCUACUUCAAGCCCGCGAAAGCUCUCUUCCAGCUGCGAGCGCGGCUCAAGAGGGCUGGUGUUACCUUACCCUUGGACUCUGUUCCUUCAUCCUUGGAUAGUGGUAGUAGUAACCCUAACAGCGCAGAUGAAGAUCUCGAGGUGAUUGUUGACUCCGAGUGUGACGGUAAGCCAGAGCACGGCAACAAACACCUCAGAGCAAGGUUUGGUCAGUGCCGCACCCAUAACGAGCAACUUAUUAUGCGACCUUGUGGGGUGAUAUUAGCGCGGGCUACGUUUUUUGGGUCUGAGGCUGUCUCUGCUGUUAAUGAAUUUGCAAAGGCGGUAUUCCCUACUGCCGCAUCAACACCUGAAUACUUCAUCUUUGACAACAACUGCAAGCUCCGCGCUCACCAAGACGCUAUUGGUGAUGACCACUUUGCUGCAACAGGGAUGCCUGUUGAUGUGUUUCAUUUCAACUCGAAACACAAGGAAACUGACACCUACUGUCAGCAGCACUGCAACCCUGCCGCUUUCCCAGAGCUCAUUUCCAGUGGCAAGUGGCGAUUUAAUACGUCAAUUUGCGAACAGACGAACGUUUGGCUAGGCGGGUAUCAGGCAAUCCUGUGGGACAUGUCUGUACACCGGUACAACUUUUAUCUUGAUGAAAUGAUUAAACGUCGGAACCGCUAUGUUAUCUCAGAGUCGGAGAGACGAGGGCAUUCUCCUUGGAUGAUUUCCAUGGACACUCUGUUUGGUAGUGACUAG